GACCUGGGCUAGCAAUUAGGCUGCGUUUCCGGUGCGCGUGUGUCGGUGUGGAGUGUAAACACUGCCGGUUUGGUCAUGUCUGCUCUACCGGAGGAGCGGGCGCGCGUGCUGGCGGUGGUGCGCGCGCUUAAGGCCGUCGGGGUGCGCGUGAGGAACUGGAAGAGCUUCCUGUACGGAGAGAGAACACCGGGGCAGGAGACGCAGCAGCAGGUGUUUGCGUUCGGACGAGAGCUGCAGCUCCUCCCCCAGUGUCACGUGAAGGAAGUGGACGGCUCCGUGCCUCUGUUCUUGGUGGAGGCGUGUGAGUAUCUGUCUCAGCACAUGCACACUGAGGGGCUCUUCAGGAAGACGGGCUCUUUGGGCCGCAUCCGAGCUCUGAGGUCAGACCUGGAGAAGGGUGAGCGGAUGUUCUCGCCUCCCCAUGAUGCUUUGCUUCAGCCGUGUGACGUGGCGUCUGUGAUGAAGCAGUUUCUGCGUGAGCUUCCCGAGCCGCUGAUCUCGGGUGACCUGCAGAUGGCGCUGUGUCACGCCCAGACACUGGAGGCGAAAGCUAGCGAGAGAGCCACGCUGCUCCUCAUGUCCCUGCUCCCUCCGAGCCACGCCCACACCCUGCGCUACGUCUGCAGCUUCCUCAGGCGUGUCGCACUCAGGUGUGAUGAAAAUAGGAUGGAGGUGAGCAGUUUAGCGCUGGUCAUGGCUCCGAACCUGCUGCCGUGUUUACCCCAGAUGUGUCGCCUCACCCUCCUCACGGAGAAACAGCUGGAGCAGCAGGCGGCGGCCAUCAGGACUCUGAUCUUACAUGCCGAGCACGUCGGAGUCAUGCCCCUGAGCGUACCGGACACACCGGGCACGGUGGAGGCGAGCGAGUCCACACCGCCACUAGAGGGCGCUUUACUGAACAAGCGGGCCAGACUCAGUGUGUACAGCAGCCUGUGCAGACAGAGGAGGAGGAGCGUCGGAGAGUUAUUUGUGGAUGCUUUGUCUAAGCUGAAGGCCAGUCGGACGCCCACCGCUCUCCCAGACACCUCACCAGCAGGACCUCCACUGUCCAAAAGUCCCACGCCUCAGUCUCCGAACACGGUGAAGCGCAAAGCGUCGGAGGACGGCGCGGUCGAGCUGAGCGGAUCCGCCAGGAAGAGGCCUUCGCUGCACGACCUGCGAGCCGACACGCCCUCCAUCAGCAGCCAGUCCGCAGACGAAUCGACAGGUCCGAGUCCUCAGGAGGUGACGAGAGGCGAUGAUUCCCACCGCAGUGUUUCAGAGAGGAGGACUCGAGCGCAGAGAAAGACACAUCGAGCGGUGAAGCAGGAGGGCCGAGUGCGGCGCAGGAGGAGAUCUCUACGCUUCUUCUCCAUGUCGAGCAGCAGCGGCGGCAGUCCUGUACACACACACACACACACAGUUCUCACCGAGACUCCGCGAGGUGCCGGUGAAAAGGGUUCGAGCUUCAGAACGCUCAGUAAAAGGACUCUGUCGAACUCGGGCAGUGACUCGUCCCUGAAGAUCCCCUUAAUACUGAUCGAGGAGCCGGGACGAGUUGUAAUCGGGAGUGAAGUGGAGGACGAUCCUGAGCUUCUCAACUGCAGUUUCGUGGAGAAUCCUGACGACGCAGCCGGUCCAGAACGCCAGCAGCCGCAGGAGAGCGAGGACGCGCACGCUGACGAAGGCUGGGUUUUACUGGAUGACGGUCGUCCUGAAGUCAUUGUGGAAUAUGACGUGACUCAGCAGGACAGCGAGAGACAGGAAGGCCACAGUCCAGAGGCAGGAGACGGAGUUAAGAUGGAGGAGCAGGAAACGGAGACGCUUUCCAAAUCCCAAAAGAGAAAAAGCAGUUGUAAGAAGCGUUCCGGACCGAGGCGCUCCAUCAGCAUGCCCGAGGUGGCUUUAGAUCCACAUCCAGACGAGGUGGACCGAGUUCGGCCCGAGGCUGUAACGAGCGAGGACGUGUUUAAUGAUGACAUGUGGACCGCGUCAGUCAGUCUGCCUCUUAAGAAGUCUGGAGGAAAAGGAAAAGAAGGACGAGAGCUGAGAAGGAGAUACGGCACGCUUCACGAGCGGAAGAAGGAGAAAGGUUCUGAUUCAGAUCUAAAGAAGGCGGGGCAUCGGCUCUCGAUGGCCGAGAGGUUCAGGAGCUUCGGCGUUCUAGCUUCGUUCCUCCGAACACCUGCGGUGCGUCUGCGCAGACAGGGAGCGAGAAGGUUCAGCCGCUCGUUCAGCGAUGAAGCCGUUCAGGAGGAACAGCAGGCCUUCCUGGAGCUCAACGAUGAUUUAACGGACUCGGAGGAACCCAACGAGGAGCUGCUUCCGGAUCUGUCCCCAGUUCCAUCCACUCCUUUAGAAGAGACUUUGAUUGCAUUGUCUCAGAAAUCAGUAGAGGAAGAGUGUGUGACGUCAGAGACACCGAAAGUGGAAGACUUUGACUUGGACAAGAUGUUCGAGCAGCAGUGUUGCGUCACAGGACGUCAGCAUGAGGAAGACUCCGACUCCUACUGGGACCGACGCUUUGAUGAAUCUUCACCGUCCACUGACCAGUGGAGGGCGUCGUUUGGUUCUCCUACAGACUCGUGCGCUUUCACAGCUUCGGAAACCGAGCCGCUGUCUCCGCGGUACGGGGCGUCGCCGUGUAAACCCUUCAGCUGCCUGGCGUUCGACGGCGUGUUCUCCAUCAGCAGCGUGACUGACAGGUGUUCCCUCUCCCUCGAGCUCUCGCCUCCGUCCUUCCAGUUCAGGCCUCAGGGCUCCAGGAGGCGCUAUAGAGACUCCCCACGCUGGCCCUCUCACGAAGUGCGCAUGACCACGUGGAAACCGUUACCCCUCUAACUCCUCCCACUCUCCCUCUGCACACGCCCACUCUCUGUUCUGUGUAUUUAUAGACAGGAAGCACACACACACACACACACACACACACACACACACGUUCUAUGUUUAUAUAUCUGUGUGCCUUUUAUUUAACUGUUUCCUCAAUCAAUGUGAAAUUUUUGUUCUUAAUAAAAAUUGUUCUGUUUAUUUGUUUAUGAAUGUUAUUAAAAGUGAAGUUUAACAA
This is a messenger RNA of Clarias gariepinus (North African catfish), 3043 nucleotides long. RefSeq lists its product as uncharacterized. Lineage: Eukaryota; Metazoa; Chordata; Actinopteri; Siluriformes; Clariidae. The transcript is spliced from 13 exons. The record is from RefSeq and is a predicted model, not a curated record. The coding region runs from base 76 to 2820 and encodes 914 amino acids. Gene Ontology annotation, biological process: signal transduction.